This is a messenger RNA of Acanthoscelides obtectus, 431 nucleotides long. NCBI's taxonomy places the organism in Eukaryota, Metazoa, Arthropoda, Insecta, Coleoptera, Chrysomelidae. The record is from the annotation of a GenBank genome assembly.
CCCUCCUAAAUUUUGUUAUUUGGACGGCCAUGUAUAUAUCCCUUAUUAUUGGCGCCUUUUUGUUAUGAGGUUAUUACACAAUGGGCGAUCAAGAAGAUCAACGUGAUGCUAAAAAAACAAAUUCUAAAAGAAAUGGUAAACGAUAUUCAAGUCAUCCGUAUGGUCGUCAACAAGAUAGAAGGCGACUUGAAAAUUGUAAUGGUAAAAAAACAAAUCCUAAAAGAGAUCCUACACAAUAUUCAAAUCAUCAACAUGAUAGAAGGCGACUUGAAAAUUGUAGGUUUUAAUUAAUGUUAAGUUGAAAAUAAUUUAUCUAAUAAAAUUGUAUUUUCAGAUAAUAUGGAUGCUCUGAUAAAAUUUUUUAAAAGUCAGCAAGACAGCCAUGUCAGGCUGUUGGAGUACCAGGCCCGCCUCCUUAUGGAAUGUAUGAG